This is a messenger RNA of Oryza sativa Japonica Group (Japanese rice), 971 nucleotides long. Its product is annotated as embryo-specific protein ATS3A. NCBI's taxonomy places the organism in Eukaryota, Viridiplantae, Streptophyta, Magnoliopsida, Poales, Poaceae. The record is from RefSeq and is a predicted model, not a curated record. Gene Ontology annotation, molecular function: protein binding.
AUCUGCUGCCCUUGCUGCUUGCGCUAAUCUCCCCGCAUCAAAGAAAAAAUUGAUCUGACACUUGGCAGUUGAGCUUCUGAUCCAGUAAUCAGUACUGAUCAUCUCUCCGACUCACCAGUCACCACCACUUGUCCGGUCAACUCUCCAGUGACCUCGCCAUCUCCUCAGCCAUGGCUCGCCGUCGCCCACCACCGCAGCGCCACCACCACCUCGUCCUGCUCGCCCUCGCCGCCUUCUCCUGCCUCGCCUCCGGGACAGCGACGCCGACGCCGACGACUUCCUCCCAAUCCCAGCAGCCUCAGCCAGCCGGCACGCUCCUCCAGCCCGCUCUCGCCGCGGACCUCGCGGCGCGGACGUGCUGGUACACGGUGCAGAUCAAGACGAGCUGCGCGUCGCCGUGGCGCACGUCGGACGCGGUCAGCCUCGCGUUCGGGGACGCCUACCGCAACGAGGUCUACGCGGCGCGGCUGGCCGGCUCCUCCUCCUCGCCGCAGCCGUCGUCGUCGGCCGCGUUCGAGCGGUGCGCCACCGACACGUUCCGCGUGGGGGGCCCCUGCGGCUACGGCGUCUGCUACCUCUACCUCCGCCGCUCCGGCCGCGACGGCUGGACGCCGCAGUGGGUCAGGGUCUACGAGCCCACCUCCGACACCCCCUCCACCUUCUACUACGGCGACCCCCUCCCCAACGCCGUCUGGUACGGCUUCAACCGCUGCCCCCGCCUCGCCGCCUCCGCCGCGGCGCAGUGAUGGUUUGCGACGUCGCCGGCGAGAUGAGCAUGAUUCGACGACGAGCACGUAAUUUACGGUUGGGUUAAUGGUUGCGUGAUGUGUUACGAUGUAAUGUAUGAUUCGGGUUGUGUGUGUUGUAAAUUUGCAAUAAUCCAGAGAUUUAUCUUUUGAGUAAUUAAUAAGAACAGAUCAGAUUCUGAUUCUGAUCUGUAUGUUUGUUAAAAGAUACUACAUUUUUGGUUU